UGUGCGUUAGCAUCUUGAAUCUCGAUGGCGCAAGGUGCCACGGUGGUCUCGUUCGUCGCGGUCGUCCUAGCUGCAUGCUGGGUCCAAGGCGCAUCGCUCGAGAGCAUGCUCGCCAUCGACUCGACGGCUGGGACCUUUAUCUCCGCCUUCCAGUUUGUCAGCGUCGCGAUCACGAGCAUCCCGACCUCGCCCCGCGUGCUGCCGCUGCCCGUCCAUCUCGGCCUUGCCGGGCUCUACUUUGGCGUGAGCCAAAUGAACUCGGUCGCGCUCACGUGCGGCGUCUCGUUCCCGCUGCUGAAUCUCUUUCGGUCGUCGACGCCGGUCGCGUCGCUUCUCGUCGGCGCCGUGUGCUUCCGGAAGCGCUACGCGGCGCACCAGAUCGGCGGCGUCGGUCUCAUCUCGCUGGGCAUUCUCAUGACGACGCUAAUGGACAAGCCGCUCUUUGGCCGCGUGACCUUUUGCAGCGACACCCAAAGCGCGCUCUGCGCCUACCCGCAGCUCCAAGCUGUUGUCGCCCUCCUCGGGCACUGGCGCGUCGGCGUCACGCUCCUCGUCGCCGCCUUGCUGCUUGGCUCGUUCUUGGGCCACUGCCAGAACGCAGCGUUGAAAGCGUACAAGAGUGCGUCGAGCGGCGACGUGGCGCGCGAGAGCAUGUUCUACAUGCACGUGUUCUCGCUACCGCUCAUGCUGCUGUCGGAGCGGUCGACAGUCGCGGCGCGUCUCUCCGACUGGAGCCACGGCGAUCUCUGGGCGCUGCCGCCAUGGCUACUGGGGCCCGUUGCCGUGCCGCACCUGCUGGCGCUGCUCAGCGUCAACCUCGUCGCCAACUAUGUGUGCAUUCGCGCCGUGUACCAUCUCGCGGCUCGCGUCUCGACCGUAUCGCUGCAAGUGAUUUUGACCUUCCGGAAGGCGUGCAACCUCGUCUUCAGCGUGCUCUACUUUGCCCACGUCUUUCAUGUGGCGCAGUGGCUGGGCACGCUUGUCGUCUUCCUCGGCGUCCUCCUCUACACGGACGUGCUGACCGGUGGGGCUCGAGUUAAAGUCAAAGCUGCUUGAAGAGAAUACACAAG
Molecule: messenger RNA, 1070 nt
Organism: Saprolegnia parasitica CBS 223.65
Lineage: Eukaryota; Oomycota; Saprolegniomycetes; Saprolegniales; Saprolegniaceae
Exons: 1
Coding region: 25-1056 (343 amino acids)
Biological process (GO): transmembrane transport
Cellular component (GO): Golgi membrane; endoplasmic reticulum membrane
Molecular function (GO): transmembrane transporter activity
Source: RefSeq, a predicted model, not a curated record